Messenger RNA from Misgurnus anguillicaudatus (oriental weatherfish), 1669 nucleotides. RefSeq lists its product as uncharacterized. NCBI's taxonomy places the organism in Eukaryota, Metazoa, Chordata, Actinopteri, Cypriniformes, Cobitidae. The record is from RefSeq and is a predicted model, not a curated record.
AUAGCAACAGUGAGGCAUAUCACGACGGGGGCGUAACUCGAAGCAGGGGGCGUAACUUGAAGUUGCGUAAGUAAUCACACAAAUCCACGCGAGAUCUCAAAACGAGAUGUUGUAUGCAAGAUGGCCGCUCACAUGAAGACAGCGCUUCACCCAACAGUUUGUAGGGAAGGCAUAUUAAAGAAACCAAUUUCUGAAGGCGAGUACUACAAAUGCCAGUUCUGUAGCAAAAUGGGAGAGUAUGCAUAUGCUGUGGCACAUAUGCAAACCCACGAGAAGACAACUGUUAAACAUGGAGGGUAUAAAAUUUACAGAUGCCACUGUGAACGUUUCAAAAGCCAACAUUAUCACUGCUGCUACUGUGCGAGGAUUUUAACUCGGCAAAAUUUAUUUUUGAACCAUCUGCAAAAAUGUGGGUUAGAUAACCCAUCAACAGUUCCCUGUGUUUCGGCACCCUCCGUCGUCUGUGCAUCGUCCAGCGUCUCUGCAGCCUCCAGAGCUUCCGCACCCUCCAGUACCGUCUCUGCAGCCUCCAGAGCUUCCGCACCCUCCAGUACCGUCUCUGCACCCUCCAGCGCCAUUGCAAUCUUCAGCUUCUCUGCUCCCUCCAAAGGCGUCUGUGCACCCUCCAGUGUUUCUGCAGCUUCCAGCGUGUGCGCACCCUCUAUGGUUUCCGCAUCCUCAAACGUCUCUGCAGCCUCCAACAUCUCUGCACGCUCCAGUGUCCAGUUCUUGGCAGCUUGCAGGACACCAACUUCCUAUCUAACAGUCAUUACACUGUCUAAAAGUGAUGACACACCUGCCUCAUCAAUUCCUGCCCAAACCACCUGUAUGAGUAACCCAAAAAUACUCAAGUCAAGGCCCAAAGGAACUACAUGUGCAUCCUAUAAUUUGAUUGUGAACAAAAAAAAUAACAAGCUUCACCCAACAGUUUGUAAGGAUGGCAUAUUAAAAAAACCAAUUUCUGAAGGCCUUCAGAACUACAAAUGCCAGUUCUGUUGCAAAAGAGGAGAGUAUGCAUAUGUGGUGGCACAUAUGCAAACCCACGAGAAGACAGCUGUUAAACAUGGAGGGUAUAAAAUGUACAGAUGCCACUGUGGAUUUUGCAAAAGCCCUCAUUAUCACUGCUGCUACUGUGAGAGGACUUUAACUCAGCAAAAUGUAUUUCUGAACCAUUUGCAAAAAUGUGGGUUAGCUAACGCAUCAAUAGUUCCUUGUGCUUCUGAACCCUCUAUCGUCUCUGAGUCUGCACCCUCCAGUGUUUCUGCAGCUUCCAGUGACCAGUGCCGGACAACAACUUCCAAUCCAACAGUCACUACAGUGUCUAACAGUAAUGACAAAACAACCUCAUCAACUUCUACCCAAACGAGUAACGCAAAAAUAUUCAAGUCAAUCCCCAAAAGAAUUACAUGCCCAUUCUGUAAUAUGAUUUUAAACAAGAAAAACAUCAAGGUACACAUUCAAAGACGUCACUCAUCAGCAAAUACAGAUGUAAAAGCAAAUCACCAUCUUCCAUCCCAAAGCAUGGACUAGGGAUGUCACAAUUUCAUAUCCUAUCAUUCUCCAUAAAUUGUAUGAGCAUUGGUCCAGUUACUUAACUUAUACAGCCACUUUAAUUGUAUUGCCCAAGUUUUCCCCAUUUAGGAACAAUAAAGUUUUAUUGAUAUUAUUA